AUGGAAGUAGCACCUAUAUAUGUUCUUUAUGGCUCUGAAACAGGGACUGCAGAAGAAUUGUCUGAGAGACUUUAUAGAAAGCUGAACCGUCUGGGGUAUAGAGUACUUACCCUACCUAUGGACGAAUUUGAUACUCAAAAACUAAUUGAACCCCUCCUUUGUGUGUUUAUUUGCAGUACCACGGGACAAGGUGAAAUGCCUUUAAACAUGCGAAAAUUUUGGAAAUUUCUGCUUAGAAAACGUCUUCCCAUGGAUCUUCUUGAUGAUAUGCAAUACGCUGUUUUCGGAUGUGGUGAUACCUCUUACGCAAGAUACAACUGGGCCUCCAAGAAAUUGGAUAGUCGUCUUCGACAGCUUGGUGCUCAAAGCUUUUGUCCAAGAGGUGAAGGUGAUGAGCAACACGCCCAAGGUGUCGAAGGCGGUUUUGCAUAUUGGUGCACGCAUUUGUGCUCGGCUUUGGCGACUGUCAAAACUCCAUCUCAACCAGCUCUCAGAGAUUCUGAUAUUAUACCUCCCUCUUUUUCCAUAAUUCGAUUUGAUUCUUCACAUGAGCUAUCUAAAGAACCACUACAUACCCGAGGAAUGAUCCCCUCUACCCUCCAACAAAAUAAACGCAUAACCGCAGACAACCACUGGCAAGACGUUAGGAAGGUUGUUCUUUCCAUCCCCAAAUCGGUGAGUUGGAAACCAGGAGAUAUUGCAGUUCUGUAUUCCUGGAACGACGAUGAGAGCGUCCAUAAAUUCUUGAGGUGUUUGAAAUGGGAUUCCUUCGCUGAUCAUUCAGUAUUGAUAACUUCUAAUAUUCAAGAACGAAAAAUUCCUUGGCUUCCAAAUCCGUUAACCGUUUUUAAUUUAGUUAAGUACGUUAUUUCUAUACAUUCGGUACCGAAUCGUACUUUCUUUGAAUACGCUGCCCAAUUCACGGAUGAUGAUCUGCACAAAGAAAGGCUGUUAGAGUUUGCUUCUCUCGAAGGUUUAGAUGACUAUUACGAUUAUGUCACAAGACCUCGUAGGACAUUAAUUGAAACACUACAAGAGUUUCACUCGGUCCACAUACCUUUUGAAUAUGCUUUAGACGCUCUCCCUAUAAUUCGUGGCCGACAAUACUCCAUAGCUAACCGCUGCGACCAGAGCGAAGGAAAGCUUGAGCUACUAAUUGCAUUGGUGAAAUAUCAGACUAUUCUAAAAGAACCUCGACAAGGAAUUUGUAGUCGAUGGUUAGUCAAUCUUCAUCAAGGCCUCCCUUUUCACAUCGAUAUUUUGCCAGGAUUUCUUUCGCUUCCUUAUACAUCAGAAAGACCUUUGAUUGCAGUGGGUCCUGGAACUGGUGUCGCACCAUUACGCUGUUUAAUUCAGGAACGGAUAAACCUCAAUCUCAAGAAUAAUGCGUUAUUUUUUGGAUGUCGAAGAGAAUCCAUGGACUACCUCCUUCGUGAAGAUUGGGAAAGUUUAAAAAACGCUGGAGAUUUACAGGUAUAUUGCGCUUUUUCGCGUGACCAAGAAAAAAAAGUCUAUGUUCAACACAAAAUCCAAGAACAAGAAGAAAUCAUAUAUCACUCUUUACGUGAAAAAGGAGGAAUGGUUUGCAUUUGCGGUUCAUCAGGAAGUAUGCCAAAUGCGGUUCGUGAUGCCAUAGCAGGCAUCAUCUCAAAGUAUUCAGGGGAGAGUAUAUCUGAAGGUUAUGAGUUUUUGAAAAAACUUGAAAAAGAAAGAAGAUUCUUUCAAGAAACUUGGUAA
Messenger RNA from Schizosaccharomyces osmophilus, 1737 nucleotides. RefSeq names its product CIA machinery NADPH-dependent diflavin oxidoreductase Tah18 (gene tah18). The transcript has 5 exons. The record is from RefSeq and is a predicted model, not a curated record. Lineage: Eukaryota; Fungi; Ascomycota; Schizosaccharomycetes; Schizosaccharomycetales; Schizosaccharomycetaceae. Bases 1 to 1737 code for a protein of 578 amino acids. Gene Ontology annotation, cellular component: cytosol. Gene Ontology annotation, molecular function: FMN binding; flavin adenine dinucleotide binding; NADPH-hemoprotein reductase activity.